AUGCCGAGUAAUGUCGAGGCUUGGGUCUUGCUAUCUUUAGCGCUAUUCACAAUCAUCGUUCGUAUCUUUGUACGAUGGAAGCUUGUCGGACCUGCCAACUUUCAGCUUGAUGAUUAUCUCAUGCCCUUGGCGGGGAUUGUGUUUGUAUUGGAAACAGUAGCAGCGUAUCUCGUUGUCGCCGAUUACCAGGGCUUGACAAACAGUUAUAUGACAGACGAAGAACGGAAAGCUGUCGAUCUAAGCUCUACUGAGGCACAUAAUCGCGUUGCUGGAUCAAAGAUUCAAAUUAUUGGAUGGUCACUAUACGUCGCGAUUCUUUGGCUGGUCAAGCUCAGCUUAUCUGUUUUCUAUUCUCGAUUAACAACCGGUCUUCAAAGCCUCCCAACCCGUGUUCGACUUGGGUAUGUCAUUCUAGCUGUGACGUGGACUGCAACACAGUUGUCUCUUCUGCUUUCAUGCCAGCCUUUCCAUGCCUUCUGGCAAAUCAACCCUAAUCCCGGCCAAUUAUGUCAGCCAACAAACUCCCCGGUCUACGUUUUGGUCGUAGUGAUACUCAACAUUGUCACUGAUCUGUACCUGCUUUCAAUCCCACUACCUUUGCUAUGGACAGUCAACAUCAGUUUGAAACGAAAAGUUCCUUUGAUGGCCCUCUUUUCGGGGGCUGCAUUCGUCAUCACAGCGUCAAUUAUCCGAGCUGUGACUAUUAUCAGCUCGGGCCCAGAUGGCGCCUCUGCGGGCUCUAAAUGGGCUUGUCGCGAGACGUUUGUAUCAAUCGUGGUUUCUAAUCUGCCCAUCAUCCAGCCUCUUCUUCGCAAGGGGUUCAAGAAGAUUGGACUCUCCCAACUCUUCAGUUCCUCAGGCAAACAAUCGGGACAGACUUACCCGCUCUCGGGGUUGAAGAGUUUGACAAAUCGAGGUGACCGAGACACCAAGAAGAGCAAAGUAAAUAAUGCCGGACCGACGCAGACGCAGAUCUCCGCGUGGGGAAGUGAUGAGCAUAUUCUCACUGAACCAGAGCCUACUUCAAAGGAUAUCACGGUUGUUUCAGAGACUGUUGUGCAAAGUGAACCAUGGAGCUGGGAAGAAGCCAGUGGGAGCCAUUCGACAACUCCACCGAAAGAAUGGGGGGAUAAAUUGAGGGACCGUCAAAGUCAAAUACAUUGA
This is a messenger RNA of Penicillium nucicola, 1164 nucleotides long. RefSeq lists its product as uncharacterized. The coding region runs from base 1 to 1164 and encodes 387 amino acids. The transcript has 5 exons. Lineage: Eukaryota; Fungi; Ascomycota; Eurotiomycetes; Eurotiales; Aspergillaceae. The record is from RefSeq and is a predicted model, not a curated record.